AUGGCACGACAAUGGGUCCUUAAGAGCCAAGAAGGCUUCGAGAAGUCACUCGAAUACCAAGACGACAUUCCAAUCCCACUGGCAUCCGAGCUCCGGUCCAAUGAAAUCCUCGUGAAAUUGUACGCUGCCAGCGUCAACUAUCGCGAACUCGAAAUUGCGAGCCCAGUCGGUGUCAAUGGUCCAAUAGAGACUCCGGUAGUGCCAGCGUGCGACGGCGCCGGAAUUGUUGAGGCUGUUGGUUCAUCAGUCCACAGAUUUCGUGCCGGAGAUCGGGUCGUGACACAUGUUGCUCCUAAGCUUGUCGAAUCCAGCGGAGAUGAGGCACAGUGCACCAUUUCGGACGUGGCUUUGUGCUUGGGACAAGGGACGGACGGAACGUUACGUUCCCAUGGAGUUUUCUCCGAAGCAGCACUAGUGCACGCUCCCGAAUCUUUGGGAUGGCUCGCUGCCUCCACACUCACUUGCACGUGGACAACGGCAUGGAAUGCGCUCUUUGGCAAGAAGGGGUCGGAGAUUGGACCGGAUUCUUGGAUUCUUGUCCAAGGGACAGGCGGCGUCAGCGUCGCUUCCCUUCAACUCGCGGUGGCGGUCGGUGCCACUGUCGUUGCGACCACAUCGACAGAGGAGCGGGCCUCUCGCUUGCGGUUGCUGGGGGCAGCUUACACGGUCAACUACCGCUCUAAUCCCGAAAAAUGGGGCGCUGAGGCCCGGAAGUUGACACCAAACGGAAGAGGCUUUGAUAUCGUCGUUGACAUUGGCGGUAAUCAAACCUUGACCCAAUCACUAGCAGCAGUACGGGCUGAAGGCACCGUUAUGGUACUGGGCGGUGUAGGUGAAAGCGCAGAGCCAGUCCCUCUCUUCUCUGUGCUGUUUCAUACUUGCGUGGUACGUGGCGUCCUCGCUGGCAGUCGAGCACAGCUUCGUGAGCUCGUGCAAUUCAUUGACGAGAAGGGAAUCAAGCCAGCGCUAGAUGAUGUGGUUUUCGAGUUGAAAGAGUCCAAGGAUGCCUACAGGCGCCUCAAGGAGAAGAAGCAUUUUUCCAAGGUUGUUAUUCGCAUCGAUCACCCGGAGGCCUGA
Messenger RNA from Neoarthrinium moseri, 1077 nucleotides. RefSeq lists its product as uncharacterized. NCBI's taxonomy places the organism in Eukaryota, Fungi, Ascomycota, Sordariomycetes, Amphisphaeriales, Apiosporaceae. The record is from RefSeq and is a predicted model, not a curated record. Bases 1 to 1077 code for a protein of 358 amino acids. The transcript is spliced from 2 exons. Gene Ontology annotation, molecular function: oxidoreductase activity.